AGUAUCGGUGACGUACACAGGAAGUGUUGCGUUUCUGUGUUUAAGACAUCUCAAACUGAAGUGUUGAUACUCUCCGAAUGGCGUUCCAGAUUUAACGUCUAAACUUACCAAACCUUAUUUGAACUCCAUACAAGUCGUUGAAGAUGCCGAAGGUUGUAUCAAGAAGCGUUGUAUGUUCGGACACGAGAGACAGAGAAGAGUAUGACGACGGAGAAAAGCCUCUUCAUGUCUACUACUGUCUGUGCGGUCAGAUGGUUUUGGUGUUGGACUGCCAGUUGGAGAAGUUACCCAUGAGACCCAGAGACCGAGCCAGGGUCAUCGACGGGGCUAAACAUGCCCACAAGUUCUGCAAUGUGGAAGAGGAUGAAAACGCGUACAUUAAACGAGCCGAGGGCAUCGAGAGGCAGUACCGGAAGAAAUGCGGCAAAUGCGGACUGCUGCUUUUCUACCAGCACCAGGAGAGGAACAACCCGGCCACUUUUAUCGUGGACGGAUCGGUGGUUAAAUUCGGCCAGGGCUUUGGCAACACCAGCGUUUACAGCCAGAAGCAGCCGGAAGCUCCGAAGAAGGUCCGUGUGAUGAUGACAAAGCGGACCAAAGACAUGGGAAAGUUCAGCUCCGUCACAGUGUCCACCAUCGACGAGGAAGAAGAGGAGAUCGAGGCCAGGGAAGUGGCGGACUCUUACGCACAGAACGCAAAGGUGAUCGAGAAGCAGCUGGAGAGGAAGGGUAUGAGCAAGAGGAGACUGCAGGAGCUGGCUGAGCUGGAGGCCAAGAAGGCAAAGAUGAAGGGUACCCUCAUUGACAACCAGUUCAAGUAGGAAAUACAAAGAGAGGCAGGGGUUGUCUUGGACUAAAAGGGACUGUUCACCUGUGGAGACCCUCACCCACAGUGGGUGCUGCAUCUCUACUGAAGCCCUCUUCUGUGGAGGGUCUGGACAAGACAUUGACAUAUUAAUACAGAACUGAUUAUGUUUGUUAAAAGUGUUAUUUUGUACAAAGAUUUGAGUUGAAAUAAACAAGUCUGGUGUUUUUUA
Molecule: messenger RNA, 1037 nt
Organism: Sphaeramia orbicularis (orbiculate cardinalfish)
Lineage: Eukaryota; Metazoa; Chordata; Actinopteri; Kurtiformes; Apogonidae
Gene: steep1
Product: STING1 ER exit protein 1
Exons: 1
Coding region: 144-821 (225 amino acids)
Biological process (GO): endoplasmic reticulum membrane organization; endoplasmic reticulum to Golgi vesicle-mediated transport
Source: RefSeq, a predicted model, not a curated record